Molecule: messenger RNA, 5331 nt
Organism: Cyprinus carpio (common carp)
Lineage: Eukaryota; Metazoa; Chordata; Actinopteri; Cypriniformes; Cyprinidae
Product: phosphatase and actin regulator 4B-like
Biological process (GO): actin cytoskeleton organization; neural crest cell migration
Molecular function (GO): actin binding
Source: RefSeq, a predicted model, not a curated record
AGAAUUUUUUUGUUCUUGCUGAUCCGAAAAACGAUCCGAUCCAUGACUCAAAAGCAGUAAUAUGAUCUGAAUAAUGAGUUUUGUGAUCUGUUGAAGUUGAACGACUAGUGAUUAAUCUCCUGAUUUUUAGAAAUUUGUUAAGCUUUACUUUACUUUACCUUAAAGUACCUCACUGUACUUCACCUUCCCUAACUUGUCUUUUGGCCUGACCACAGUUUGAAAGCUCAGGUCUACUUGACUAGGCAAACCAUUGACUAGUCGAUUUUGUAGCUUUGUGCUGCCCCACUUUGGACCAAAUGAAGAGUUUUUUUUGCAUGUUUUUGUUUCUGGCUCAAGAGUAUUUUUGCUCAGAGUGUGGACUGGCCUUGGCGUUCACAUAUAGGGGUUCUGAAGGAGAGCUAGACGUCAGAGACACGCAGCAGAUGCAAUAAUAGAGUGCACAUCUGUUAUUUCUCUUCCAGAAUUUUCCUGCUUGGUGACUGAAUUUGACGGUAUAAGAAAUGCUUACUGUUAGUGACGUGCGAAAUGAAGUACCAUGCAAGGUCAAAUUACUUUUGUCUUAGGAGGUCGUUUUAAUAAUGUUUCCAUCUGAAUCAGUUUUUUAGUAUUUUAUUUUGCUUUUAUAUCAUUUAUGGGUCUGCACCUGAACAGUUUGGUACCACACUGAUUUUGCCAUGUGUAAUUUACUGUAUGAAGGCUUUUAGUUCCCUGAGUGCACAUCCUAAAUGGUGCACGACGGAGGCUGAGGAGUUAAGCACCCAAAGAAGAAAUAGGCCAGUUGCAUCCUUUUUUCACACUUCAUGUCUUGAGGAAGGCUGUGUGGAUUGGGGUGUGUGUGUGUCGGAGAUUAGCAUGUGUUAGGUAUCACUGAGUGUCAGGUUCUUGAGGUGACACUCUCUUUGCAUUUGGGAAUGUUACUACAUGCUCACUUUCUGUUCCUGCGUUUUUAUAGUACUUUAGUUUUUAUAGUACUAUAGUUUUUAUAGAUACACACAUUCAAGUCAUAUUCAUCUCAUAAAGACUACACACAUGAACGCUGCAUGUAUGCAUACAUUAUCACCUUUUAUGGAAGUACCCUGCACAUUGUUCCAGUUUACAGUGUGACUCACUGCGUUGAUGCUUCUGGUCCAGGGGUGUGAGAACGGAUUUAUCUGAGACACACACAUCUGCUCUGGCAAUGAAGUGUCUCCAAUUCAUUCUCUCAGCUCUUUUGCCCAUCCAGCACAAAUUCCUAAGCCAUUCCUCAUCAGCAUGAAGCAACAGCAGCAUCAUUUCUUCAAAUCAAAUGAAACUCCUGGAGAUGCGCAAAUGCACCGUCUGCUGUUUUGAACCAUUUGAUAUAGACGACCACCCCCUUACAACACCAAUGACCUUCACCAUUGAUCCAUUUAUCGUUGUGUCUCAGAUUCUGUAAUGGAAAAUAGAGAUGAUGAAGGUGACCAGCAGCACAGCAGUGAAGGGGGCACGGCAGGGGACGGCACCCCUCCUCCCAAGCGCAAGGGCAAGUUCUCUACCCUGGGUAAGAUCUUCAGACCCUGGAAGUGGAGGAAGAAGAAAAGCAGCGAGAAGUUUAAGGAAACUUCAGAAGUUUUGGAAAGAAAGAUGUCGAUGAGGAGGCCAAGACAGGAACUGAUCGAGCAGGGGGUGCUCAAGGAGCUUCCUGACAAUGAAUCAGGUGAGGCCCAUGGCCACAAGACACAUUAUGUGAAGAAUGGUCACACUCUGCCUGUAGGCGUUGGUGGAAGUCUGGGGCUAGAGCAGAUACACUCGCCCUCUGAAUCUGAAUUUAGAGUCAACCCUGUCUGGCUGCCGCAGCUCGAUGACCGCAGAAGUCGUGCCCCUUCUGACGGGGAUCAUCGUGGAGCAUUGGGCCCCCGGGCCUCCAAUCAGGAUGAAGGCAGGAGAAGUGGUUGGUCUGUUGGGACAGAGGACUGGAAAUCUAAUCUGGCCUGGCAAGGAGAUGAUAUCCGACAUGGAGGAAGAAUGCAUGCUGAAGUGGACAAGAGGCUAAUGAAAGCACCCUCAGAGGACGGACGCAGGACUCGCCCCGAAUCGGACUGGAAGCCAACACUUCCUCGCCACUCGUCUGUCGAAGAGGGAAGGGGAAGACGAGAGUCUGACAGCAAUCAAUACGUUCCUAACUCAGAGGUUUUGAGGGAUACACUGCGGGAACCUCUGCCCCCCAAGCAGUCUGUCAUGCCACCAAAAUGGCUGAUGACUUCUACACCGGAAUCUGGUGCUGACAGCUUGCCCCGCACUCCUGUCCACAACCCCGCAUCUGCUUUCUCCUCUUCCUCCUCCAACUCAUCCUCCUCCUCAGCUGUCAGCACAGCUGGAAAACCGCUACGAAACGUGUCCUCGGCUGGCGCCAACACACAGGCCUCCAGCAGCGCUCCCCUUACCACCUCUUCAGCACCAUCCUCUAUGGGCAAUGUCCCAGCCCAGCCCACCAAACAGCCCCCUCUCCCUCCACCAAAGCCAAUCAACCGCAGCAACCACCCCGCCAUGAUGGCCUCCACCCUGCAUGGGGGUGACGGCAGUGAUUUCCCUCUCUACUGGUCCUGUUGGAAGCGUGAGGGUGACCGUGACGUCUACCUGUCCCUGCCUGUCUACCUCUGCCGGCGGGCAGGAGGCAUGCGCACAGCUGAACUCGCACAAGGAGGCACCAACCUAGUAUCGGCCAAGCCCUCACCCCCCAUGCCCCCAAAAAGAACCACGCCUGUCACCAAACGCAAUGCAGAGGACUCCCCUCUGACCAUUUCCUCCCUUCCCUCCAUUCUGUCCGAGGACAUGAGGGCCAACAUCCCUGGGGGCUACCAGUUGCCCCCACUUCCCCCAUCCCCACCUCUCCCCACACACAUUCCCCCUUCCCCUCCACGGGCCCACACCCAUCAUCUCCUCCACCAACACUCCUACCCCUACCCCCUGCCCCAGCCUCUCCCUGUCCACUUUGACCCUCCCAGCCCGCCGGAGGAACCACCAGCCCGUCAAGCUCCCGUUCCCUUACACAUUAUGAUCCAGAGGGCGCUCAGUAGCCCAGGACCCACUCUUCCACACCCAGAUGGCUCCCAGCGUGCCCACUCACUGCUGUUUGAGACGCCACCGGAGUACCAGGGCAGCCGGCCACUGCCAGUAACAAUCCAGCCUCUCAAACUGGAUGAAGAUGACUAUUCCGAUGAAGAUGAGGAGGAAGAGGACGAUGAUGACGAUGAUGAGGAACCUCUACCUGAUCAUCUCCCAUCCCCUCAGUCCCAGCCAGAACUUGAGCCUCGUAGCCGCAGAUGCCUGGUGGGGGAUCUGAGCGUCAGCGUCAUCCCUGAAGGAAACAACAGCAGUGAGGAGGAGGAAGAUGAGGAAGAUCAACGGCCGGAGGAGAGCGACUCGGAUGGGCCUGUGCUAUACAAGGAUGAUGAAUCGGAUGAGGACGAUGACGACGACAGCCCACCAAGUGCUCUGGCCAGCAGGGUGAAAAGGAAGGACACGUUGGCGCUGAAGUUGAGCAGUCGGCCCUCUGCCCCAGACAGGCAGGCUCCUGAGAGGCAGGCCAAAGUAGAGCACAUGGGUCUGUCGUGGCAGAGCAAGGAGCAGUGGGAAGCCAUCCGCACACAGAUUGGUACCGCACUCACACGGCGAUUGAGCCAGAGACCUACUGCUGAGGAGCUGGAACAGAGAAACAUUCUCCAGCCCAAAAAUGAAGCAGACAGACAAGCGGAGGUCAGGGAGAUCAAGCGCAGACUCACCAGAAAGUUGAGUGAACGACCGACUGUUGCCGAACUACAGGCUCGAAAAAUAUUACGUUUCCACGAGUACGUUGAGGUCACAUGCGCUCAUGAAUAUGACCGCCGUGCUGACAAGCCAUGGACCAAACUCACUCCCGCAGACAAGGCUGCUAUUCGUAAAGAGCUCAACGAGUUUAAAAGCUCUGAGAUGGAAGUGCAUGAGGAAAGCAGAAUUUACACAAGAUUCCAUCGUCCUUAACUGCAUCUUUUAACUGGAAAAUGAAGCACUUAAAGGCCGGUGGAUACUGGGAAGACAUGGCUGUUUUUUUUUUUUUUUGAGGAGCCUCAGAGUCUCAGAGCUCCCUUCAGACUGCUUUUACUAUGAAUGUACUACUUCUGAUGCACAGGGACGCCUGGAGCAUUCAGAAACAAAUCAGAACAAACAAAACAGACCGUUUCUCAGUUGUCCACCUACUAUCGUGUGGGACGGGUGACCUCUGGGGGACAGAUGCAGUAUUUCUCCUGGACUUUAGGGGACCCACGUGCCAAGACAGAGAGGCGAUGAAGGACUAAUUAGAGGAUGUUACUUGUGCCAAUGGCAGAUACUCCUCCUUCUACUCUCUGAAAGUUAAAAAUAAUAGUAAUAAUAAUGAUGUGACUAAUAAUAUAGUAAUACUACAGUAAGUGUUAGUUACUGCGCAUAGCAGGGCAGACAGAAGUACUGCAAGAAGGCCUGAGCCUGGAUGUUAUUAUGUAUUUGUGUAUGUUUGUAUAGGCUGCUGUAAUUUUUCUCUUAGUUAUACUCUUUGGAACGUUCUAAAUGUUAGAAACUUUAAGGCACAAGUUUUUUUUCUUUGGCUUUGACCUUCUUUAUUCAAGACAGGGUUACAGAUUCCCCCUUACUUUGUGGUCCUCACUGUUUGAGAAGUCAUAGAGAAGAAUAGAAGAAGAUAGGAUCAAUUUUUUAGAUACAAUGUAAGCGUUAUAUAUAUUUCACUAUUGAUUUGCAGAAAAAAACUGUGAUCUGUUAUCUCUUACAAUCUUGUUUUUAAUCAUAUCACCGUCUGUAAAAAUGAGGUCCAGCUAUUACAGUUUUAAGAAGUGUCCAAAUCAUGUUUACAAAAUAUUUUAUUUCUAAAUAAAAAGGAUUUCCUGAUUAUUUAUUGCCCAUUUAAAAGGAGAAUGAAUUUAGUCCAUACACGCACUGAUACUGUUUUAAAAAUGAAGUUUUUGAUGAGUGUUGUUGACACUGAGGUUAUUGCGGCAGGAACUCUUCUUAAUUUUUUUUUCCAAUUAUUUUGUGUUUUUUUUUUUUUGGCCAGUAGGAUAAUAGGAAUUGCUCUGCUGUACAGAUCCAUUCUGUAGACGACGCUGACUGUUUGUGUAUAUCUUGUCUUCCUUUUAUUUUGAAAAAUAUUUUAAAUAUAUUGAAACUCAUAUAGGUUACUAUUUUUUUAAGCACAAAAUUAUUAGUGUAUUAUUCAACACUACAAUGUAAUGUAGCGUUGUAUAUUCUUGCUUUUUAAUUAUAUGUGAACUUUUAGAAACUGACAGUAAAUUUGCUGUUUGGAUGUAAACACCUCUAAAUCUAAAUUAAAAUGCUUACCAGUAA